Messenger RNA from Glycine soja, 2683 nucleotides. RefSeq lists its product as uncharacterized. Lineage: Eukaryota; Viridiplantae; Streptophyta; Magnoliopsida; Fabales; Fabaceae. Bases 174 to 2363 code for a protein of 729 amino acids. The record is from RefSeq and is a predicted model, not a curated record. The transcript has 3 exons.
ACUCCUCUUAGCAAACGGCACCGUUUCAUGCAACCCUCUAGUUCCGUUCUUCUGUAAACCAAACCAAACCGAUCUAACAACAUCCUUCCUCCCUACACUCGCUUAACCACUGAAUCUCGAAGAAGAAGAAGAAGAAGAGAGAGAGAGAGACACUGCGAUUCAAAAUCCUAACAAUGGCGUUCGAGAUGCCAUUGGAUCAGAUAAAGCACCUCCGAACUCUUCUCCGCAGAGAGGCCAAUCUCUCGUGGUACGAGCCCGAGAAGGAGGAAAAUCUCGCGCUCCCGAAGCUCCCUUCCGUCGCCGAAACCAUCGCGAAGCUCGAUUCCUCGCCGAACUACCUCCGCUGCAAGAAUUGCAAUGGCAGACUCAUCCGCGACUUGCAAUCUUCCGUCUGCGUUUUUUGCGGCACGAAUCCCCAGAACGACCUCCCUCCCGAACCCUUCAAAUUCAAGAGCACCAUUGGAUAUCGGUGGCUGCUCGAGUCGCUUCAACUCGAUGGAUCGGAGAUGGUGGCACCAGUAGUGAAUGAAAAUGAAUGGAACAGGGGGAGGAGUGAAUCGAAAGAUGAGAUUCCCUUAUCUGAACUGCUAGAUUUGGAAAUUAGAUGGCCUUCUGAGGCUGAGAGAGUUCAGACAAGUACUUCGGAUCCGGCCGUGUUUCAGGGGAAGAGUUCAUUGAAUUUGGCUGGAGUUGAUCUUGAUAGUUUUUUUGACCGUAGGGAAUCUGAUUCUGAUAUGUUUGAACAGAACUUGGCUUCUGAAAGACAAGUUGGUGGUGCUUCAGAUAAGAGUUUGCAGGCUAGUGAAAAUCUUAGUUUGUUUCAGAAUGUCCAAGCUUCGGAAGUAGAUGCAGGGUCUGUGGAAAAUCAGAGUGGUAAUUCAUUUUCCAGUUGGGAGGCCAGCUUUACGUCUGCUAGUUCUGGUCCUGUUCAUGAAGUAUCCAAAUCAGUUGAUCAUUCUAAAGUUGAAUUGGAUAUGGCAUCUGGAUUCUCAAAACAUUCUGUUGGUGUAAACAAGAAUGAUGAUUUCAAUCUUUCAGCAUCCACAGAAGACGAUUAUUUUCAGGGUGAUGGAUGGAGUACUUCCAAUUCAGAGGUACAUUGCCAGACUGGGAAAUCAGAAUCAACCAUGGAUAUUAGUGGUACAAAAACAGCAGAAAGUGCUAAUGGUUCAAGUAGAAAUCUUGACUGGAUGCAAGAUGAUCUAUGGCAAGGGAGUGAUAACAAGACAACUGAUACUGUGGCUACUGCUGAAGAUAAAGAUUCAUUUGAUGAAUGGAAUGAUUUUACUGGCUCAGGUAGCACACAAGAUCCUUCUAGUACUAUUUCCAAUUCAAAGACUAAUGCCCAGACUGGAAAUGUUGGAUAUUCUGUUGAUUUUAAUGUUACAAAAACAUUAAAGGAUGCUAAUAGCUCUUCUAACAAGGAUUUUGACUGGAUGCAAGAUCAGUGGCAAGAUAACAAUAACAAGACAACAAAUACCAUCAGUGCUAAUGAAGCUGCUGACUCAUUUGAUGCAUGGAAUGAUUUCACUGGCUCAGCCAAUACACAACAUUCGUACUUUGGUUUAUCCAACUCAGAGAUAACUGGCCAGGCUGGUAAAUGUCAAUUUACCCAGGACCAUAAUGAUAUGAAAACAACUGAAAGUGCUACUGGUUCUUCGAGUAAUUUUGACUGGAUGCAAGAUAACCAAUUGCAGGGGAGCGAUAACAAGGCAACUGGUAUUGCAACUACUAAUGAAGUAGCUGAUGAAUUUGAUGCAUGGAAUGAUUUUACUGGCUCAGCUAUUUCACAAAAUCCUUCCAGUGGUGUUUCCAACUCUGCGAUUACAGCCCAGACUGGGAAGUCAGAAAUUACUGCUGAUCUUAAUGACAUGAAAACAGAAGAGGGUACUAAUGCUUCUUCUCACAUAAGUUUUGACUGGAUGCAAGAUGACCAAUGGCAAGUCAGCAAUAGUAAAACAAAUGAUACCAGGACUACUAAUGAUAUUGAUUCAUUUGAUCUUUGGAAUGACUUUACUAGCUUGGCCAGUACACAAGACCAUUCCAACAAUGUUUUGAAGCAAACAGUAAAUUCUGCAGAAAAGACCUCUGAAACAAAUUUACUCAGUUCGUCAAACAGCUCACAUGAUAAAGAUUUUAGUGGGUUUUCACAGCAUGAUCUAUUUUCAGGACAGUUUGGUAGUUCAUUGAGUUCUUUUCCAGCUACUUCUUCCAACAGGGUGGCUGAAGUGGAUAUCACGAGAGGAAACUCUGGAGAUGUUUCCACUGCAGUAGGGUCAAAAGAUGACGUAGAGAUGUUGAUGUCACAGAUGCAUGAUCUCUCCUUUAUGCUUGAGAAUAAUCUUUCAAUUCCCCCAAAGUAAGAUGGAACUACACUAUUUUCUAGUAACCCAUCCAUUUAUUCUAUAGCCUAUUAUGAUUACUUAUGUAAUCUGUAGCAUAGCCCCCCGUCUAUGUAUUUGUUCUUUGAUGAAUGGAUAGGGAAUAAUAUGGCUUUCAUCUACAGUUGUAAUUUCCACUUUUCCCUUGAUCAUUUAUUUUGGGUGCAAGCAAUUCCCUAAAUUAGUUUUUUUAUUGUAGAUCAAGCAUGUUGCUAUGUCGGUUUUGUAGAAUGCUACUACUGUAUAUUAGCUAGCAGUUUAUGCUGGGGAGAUGAAUAUGAUUAUGAUUUUUUGUAAGGUCC